Molecule: messenger RNA, 5584 nt
Organism: Trematomus bernacchii (emerald rockcod)
Lineage: Eukaryota; Metazoa; Chordata; Actinopteri; Perciformes; Nototheniidae
Product: sacsin-like
Exons: 8
Coding region: 65-5443 (1792 amino acids)
Source: RefSeq, a predicted model, not a curated record
CUUGGCAAAAGCUGAACCGAACGGACAACUCUUCAAAUAUGAAUGAGCAUCUUUAUCAGGAGGGAUGAGUUCGAAUACUAAGAAAAAAAAAAGUCGAACGUCCUUCGGGGCAACAGCACCGCCCUUCAUUGACUACCUACAAGAUAUUCUACGACGAUAUCCAGAUGGUGGACAAAUUUUGAAGGAGCUGAUUCAGAAUGCAGAUGAUGCUAAAGCCACGGAAGUGGUUUUCAUACACGAUGACAGAAGCUAUGGGACUGAGAGCCUGUGGACUGAUGAAUUGGGAAAAUACCAAGGUCCUGCUCUCUAUGCAUACAACAAUGCAGCCUUCACUGAUGAGGACUGGGAGGGAAUUCAGAUGGCAGGGAGGAGUGUGAAGCGCAAUGACCCAAACAAAGUUGGGAGGUUUGGAAUCGGCUUCAACUCUGUUUACCACAUAACAGAUGUGCCCAGUAUAUUCAGUUCAGAUCACCUCGGCAUGAUGGACCCCCAGGAAAAAAUAUUUGGACAAAGAAAUAGCGGGUUUUUGUGGUCUUUGGAUGAUGCAAAACACCAGAAAGCUCUAAUAGAGAUGCAUGACCAGUUCCAACCUUUUCGAGAUAUAGUUUCAUUUGUUGGCAGAAAAGAAUGGUCAACAGUCAUCAACGAGGAUCAACACUUUGACGGGACAAUUUUCAGGUUCCCUUUGCGCAAAGAGGCAUCAGAUAUUUCAGAUAAUCUCUAUGACUCUGACAGGGUGGUUGAGCUUUUUGAUAGCUUCAUUGCGGAUGCAGAUUUAAAUCUCCUGUUCCUGAAAAAUGUGACCUCUGUUUCCUUGAAACAUAUCAACAUCUAUGGCGCCGUUAAAACCAGACUUGAAGUGAAAUCCUCAAUCUCCACAGAUGUCGUUCUGGAGUCAGAAGACGAUUCAAUCAUUGAGAGUUCAACAAGAUUCAAAGUAAUAACCCUCAACUCAGAAGACCACAAAGAAACAAAAUGGCUUUUAACAACAUGUACCAUGAAAGAAGGAAAUGUAGAACAUCUUGAUUCACUUGCGAAAAAGUUGAGCUUUUUCCCUCAAGUUGACUUGGCAUUCCCUUGUGGUGAGAAGAGAGACAGUAGUGAGAGCAGAUUGAGCUGCUUUCUCCCCCUACCAAACAAUGAAUCCAAUAACACCGGACUCCCAGUUUAUAUCAACGCGUGCUUUGGCCUCACAGACAACAGAAGAGAGAUCAAGUGGCAAGAGGAAGACCAGCAACAUGACGAACAUGCUGUGUGGAAUGAAUUGCUGAUGAAGGAGGUGCUACCACAGGCAUACAUCAUGAUCAUUCAAGAUGCUAUCAACCUUGCACAACAAGAUAAUCUGCCUGUCUCUUCAGUGUACGAUCUGUGGCCAGAUAUUGCCCAGAUAAAGCACAAACGCAAAUGGUAUGCCGUUGCUCUGGAUGUUCUUGAUCACUUAUUCAGGCAGAAUGUGGCUGUCCUCUCUCUUGCCAAAGAUGAAAGAGAGUUUAUCACUCCAUCAGAAGCUGUGUUCCCCUGUAAUGGUGCAACAAGCAGUGACAUAUUGGCUGCAAUUAAAAGGACUUUGGUUUCCUGUGGAGAGAAUCUUGUCACCUUACCAGGUAGUGUUGCAAGCGCUAUAAAUGAGGCCUAUCCACACCUAGACACCCUAAAACACGUGACUCCAGCUUUCAUAAGGGGCUCGCUCCGCAGGAUUGACGUGCACACUAUCUCUAAACAUGACAAACUCUGCCUUUUGGAGUUCAUUUUAAGUGAUGGAAAAUACAGAGAACUGGAAGGUCUUCAGCUGCUUCCGCUCGACGAUGGCUCCUUCAGAUCGUUCACAGACAGAGAGGAGGACACUGCUUUGAUUGACAGCAAUACAUUUCCAAGAGUCUUGCUACCAUUCUGCAAACACCUCUUCAUCCCCAAUGAUCUCCGUCCAGCCUGCAGUGCCCACCUAAAAGAACUGGCCAGAGAAAAUAUUUUCAAGGUCAUCAACAUUGACGCAAAACGGGUGGCUGAAUAUACAAAGAGGUUUUUGCCACAGGACUGGAAGCAGAUGAGCAAGGGGCAUGUUACCUGGGAUGUCAGCAGCAAUCAACAUCCACCUUUAGAGUGGCUCCAAGAGUUCUGGACAUUUCUCAACACUCACUUCAAAGAGUUAAGUCAUUUCAUUGGAUUGCCAUUGAUACCAGUCAGUCCCCUGUCAGUCAGUCAGCCAGUAUCACUAGCUACACUAGAGCAGAAGACAACCUUAAUUUUUCAGAAAAGGAAGCAGAUGAUCUUGCCAGAAAAAAUAACUGAGUUGGUGAACAAACUUGGUGGCACAGCGGUAAGAGAAAACGACUGGCUCAAACACGAAGACCUUGACUCAUAUGUGCUUUGCCCAUCUCCAAUGAGUGUCAUGAAAGUAUUGGUGAACCUAGAUUCUCAGAAUCUCAUCAGAGAUCUCAAAACUGCCUCUCACGGAGCACGAGAAGAACUGAAAGAUUAUCUCUCUCGUCUUGAUUGUCUCUCAGUUACUGAGAAAGAUGUACUCUCAAAGUUGCCUCUGUUUCAAACCAUGAAUGGAUCAUGUGCUGCAGCUCAAUCAAAACAGGCUGUGCUUCUGAUGUCUGGUCUAAAGGUACCAACAGAUUUCCCUAUGCCUGAUUCAGUUGUGCGGUGUGCAACUGAGGCUGAUCGCAGUCUGUUACAGCUGCUCAAAGUUAAACUUUUGGACACUGCUGAAGCAGCUCAUCUCCUUAUUGGCUGUAUUGAGAGCAGGGCUUGCAGAAGAGAAGACACUGAGAAAAUCAUGACUUGGAUUUUACAGAAUGGAGCUAUCCUUUUCUCUCAAAAUGAGACCUUGAAACACAGAUGUAAGGAUUUGAGCUUCAUUGAAGUGAAUGGAGAACUGAAAAAACCCUCAGCCUUUUUUGAUCCAAGAAUUAAAACCUUUAAAGUGAUCUUUGAGUCAGAUUUCUUCCCUCCACCUCUAUACACUGGCACAUCGCAGAUGCUUCAAAGCCUAACGGAUCUUGGCUUACUAAACAAAGAAGUAGAUGUGUCACCGGAGCACUUCUUGCAUGCUGCCACACUGAUUGACAAAGCGCAUGUUGACUCUCAAACUGAGGCUCUUAAUAGAGCUCAGGUGCUCUUGAAGAUGUUGGAUACUAAUGAUCUGUUUAAGUUUUCUCCUGAGCAGCCUCAUCGCAUCAACAUGCUGAAAUGGAUCCCAUGUACUAAGCCUGGUAAUGAUAAAACGUACGGCAAUGACACAUCUCAGAGAAGUUGUUUCUUCUGCCCUGAUGAAACAAGACAUUCUGAUUAUGAGGACAUUGUUGAGCAUGUAAUGCCUCUGGGUACUUUCAGUGACAGAGUUAGCAGCCAACUUGGUCUCAAACGCCUACCCCCACCUGAAAAAGUGAUAGAGAAUUUGUCUGCUCUGACAUCAAAAGCACAGAAAAUGACUGAUCCUAACACAAAUGUGGAUUUUAAAAGAAAGCUGCAUAGCAUUUACAAACACAUGCAAGACCACAUAAAUGAAUUUGCAAGGAAGAUGAAAAAGGAUACACACUGGCUGUGGAGCCACGACCAGUUUGUAUCACCACAGGAUCUGGUUCUAGACUACCCACGAAAUCUUGAUCUGAGUUCUUAUAUUAGGAAGGUUCCAAAUGAAUUUUUGCCAUACAAGAAGUUGCUUCAGGAGUUUGGACUAAAAACAUUGCUUUCAGAUCAAGAAAUUGUUGGCAUUCUCCAUUCUAUCCAGAAAACCAUUGAAGAAACCCAACAGCCUUUUGCAAGUUCCUCUGAGGUAAAAGUGUCAAUAGAGAUUCUUAAGUGGCUGUGGAAAGAGAAGAAGACGGUUCAGGAUGACAUCCCAGUGCCAGUUCUCAUUCAGGGUGAACAACAUACCCUUAAACCACUGUCAACAGCAGUCUUCUGUGAUGUGAGCAAAAAUGGGUUGAAUGAGAUCAAGUACAGCCAGGAGGAAGUUCAUGUUGUACAUGAAGAUAUCACAAAAGCAGCUGCUGAAUGGUUUAACAUCCGAUUUCUUAGUACCUACAUUCUCGAUCCAGAGUUAGUGGGAAUAGAACAGUUUGGACAAUCUGAACCGAUAACGACGAGGAUUAAGAACAUCCUUAAGGAGUAUGAUGAAGAAAGAGACCUCUUCAAAGAGAUCAUUCAAAAUGCAGAGGAUGCUGGGGCAGAAGCCUGCAAGUUCUUGGUGGAUUUACGAGUGCACAAAGACUCCCCUGAAAGUCUCAUUGACCCUGGCAUGGCCCUUUGUCAGGGACCUUGCCUUUGGGCAUUUAAUAAUGAGCAAUUCACAGCUGAGGAUUGGAAUAAUAUUGUCAGAGUUGGCUCUGCCUCAAAAGAAAACAAAGUGGAAAAAAUUGGAAAGUUUGGACUUGGAUUUAAUACUGUGUAUCAUGUAACAGAUGUUCCUUCUAUCCUGAGUGGCAACAGUCUUCUCAUACUUGAUCCAAAUGUAACCCACCUCACGAAACACAUCAAACAUAAAACAAAUCCUGGACUCAAGCUGGAUCUCUCAAAGCAACAUCUUUUCCAUUGCUUUCCUGGUCAGUUUGGACCAUAUGAACGCAUUUUUGAUUGCAAUUUCAGAAGCCAAAGUCCCCCUGAACCAUAUCCAGGUACUCUGAUCAAACUACCUUUUCGAAAUGAAGAAGAGGCUAUCAUGUCAGAAAUAAGUGAAAAAGUGUUUAACAAACAACAAAUCAUCACUUUUCAACAGCACUUUACAAACAAUUCACAAACGCACCUGCUGUUUUUGAAGAACAUCAAUAUGUUAUCUUUACAAAGUAUCUCAAACAAUGCAUCAACCCCGCCAAGAGAUAACGAAAUAGAAACAGUCUUCAAUGUCUCCAAAACCACUGAGAGUACAAUGAGGAUUCCUGAUGAAUCAAGCGUGUCCAAGCAGCAGCAAGCUGAGAAAGCAUUAAUGAAACUUGAUGGGAAAUGCAAAGAGGUCAUUGACUGCUGCACAGUCAACAUUGUCCAAAUAACUAGUCAGCAAUCUGGUGAAACUGAAGUCCAGUCCUGGCUCCUUUACAACUGCUUUGGGACACAUAAGUCCUUGCAAAUAGCCCUUCAAGAAAACAAGCAAGCCAAGUUCUCUUUGCCCGUCGGGGGGAUUGCUGUGCCUUUGCAAAAGAAUCCAGGAACUGGGAAGCUGGCCCCACUACAAACAGAUCUUGUAGGACAGGCAUUUUGCUUCCUUCCUCUGUCCAUUCACACUGGUCUUCCAGUCAAUGUAAAUGGAACAUUUGCUGUGACAAGCAACCGCAAAGGUCUGUGGGAGAGUGGUGUGAAACAUGAGUGGAACAAAGCCCUUCUUGAGGAUCCUGUAGUGACAGCAUAUAUUUCGGCACUUUCGGCACUAAAAAAAAGUCUGAAAACAAGCAACUGGAAACAUAUUGUUAUCAUACCUUUUGGCCUGACAGAGAGAAAGUGAGUGAUACUUUCAAGCCCUUGGUUGAUGCAUUGUACUCUGCCAUAGCUCAGCCUUCCAUUGGCCCAGAGCUCUUUAGUGAUGGAGAACAUUGGUGCUCAAUGAACAGUGCCAUAUUUCUACACAAGAGUAUCGAAGAGGAUA